UUGAGAACGGUGCAGCUGGAAAGGAGACGUCGACGGGUGACUUCUAAUGCCCUUGAAGCAAACUCUUAGGCGGCCAUGCCGGUGGAAGCUGUCACUAGCCUGCUGAGUGGCACCAGUCCACUUGCGCCCCGGCUGUGCCGGACCAGCUUGGCUGCGGUCUUCAUGCUGCGGCUCGGAGCCUUGGUGGUCGGAGCCAGGACCCUGUGGCGGGGCGAGGUGGGGGACCUGGCCUGUAACCCCAGCGUGGAGAGCUGCCGGCACGCCUGCUUCGACGCCGCCUUCCCCGUCUCGCCCUUCAGCCUGUUUGCACUGCAGCUGGCCGCCAUCUCCAGCCACGCGCUGGCCAGCUUCUGGCACGCCGGCCUGGGGAAGGGCAGCUGGCGGCCGCCCAUGCGCCGGGGCAGACAGCCGCUGCUCUGGCUGCCUGUGGGCAGCCUCUUGUGCAAGGCAGUGCUAGAAGGCGUCUUCCUGGUGACUUUCCAUGCGCUCUAUGGCCACUUCCCCGCACUGGUGCGAUGCCCUCCCUCCCCCUGCCCACCCGCCGUAACCUGCGCCAUCCGGAAGGCCUGGGAGAAGGACGCCUUUAACCACUUCAUGGCCAGUUCCUCCUGGGCUUGUCUCGUGCUCAGUCUGCUGGGGGCGCAGCACGCCGCAGCUCGGAUCCUCCGCGAGGCUCCUGCAAGAACUUGGCCAAAAGGCGCAGGCAGGAGGCCAUGUGUGUAA
Messenger RNA from Pelodiscus sinensis (Chinese soft-shelled turtle), 723 nucleotides. Its product is annotated as gap junction beta-5 protein-like. Gene Ontology annotation, biological process: cell-cell signaling. Gene Ontology annotation, cellular component: connexin complex. The record is from RefSeq and is a predicted model, not a curated record. Lineage: Eukaryota; Metazoa; Chordata; Testudines; Trionychidae. Gene Ontology annotation, molecular function: gap junction channel activity.